AUGACAUCUUCAGCGACGGAUAAUCCAACAACUGCAUUGCUUACACCACCUGAUUCAUCACCUCCUACACCUAUCAAGAGAUUAUUCAAUGAGAAUGAUACUACGAUCAUACCAUCAUCUCGUUCAAUCCCACCUCAACAACCGAAAUCAUAUACCAACUCGAUCCUUUCACUCACCGACAACUUGUCAACCACAAUCGCUUCUUCCUUAUAUUCAUUAUCCUCUUUUGGACCAUUAAUCUCAAUAGCUAGAUUGGCGAUUUUGACAAUGAUGAAAUCUCAAAUCUCUUAUGGUCAAUUAACGAUUAUAACACCAGAGGGAAAUUCUCAUAUUUUCCCUUCACCUGAAAUUCGUGAAACACCUUUGAAGAAGGGUGAAGAAGCUACGAUAAGGAUAUUGAAAGAUAGUUUCUGGUUGAGAUUGGUCGCUCAAGGUGAUUUGGGUUUCGCAGAAGCUUACAUGAUGGGUGAAUGUGAAGUAGAUGAUUUGGUACAGGUUUUCAAGAUAUUCAUCAGAUCUCAACCGGCAUCUACACAAACACAUAUUUCUGGAGUGCGCACAUUACCUUCCAAAGUAUUUUCCCUAAUCACAAAUAUAACCAAUUCAAGAUUCGCAAACACGAUCACCAAUUCGAUAUGUAACAUAUCAGCACAUUACGAUUUGAGCAAUGGGAUGUUCAGUUCUUUCUUAAGUAGAGAUAUGACUUAUAGUUGUGCUAUAUUUCCCGAAUUAGAUAAAGAUUUGAUUGAUGGUAGAGAACAAUCUAGGAAAGAAGGAAAAUUCGUUAAUAUUUAUGGAGAAAAUGGAAAAGAUGAAUUAGAACAAGCUCAAAUUACGAAACUUAGACAUAUAAUAAGGAAAGCAGAUAUUAGACCCGGUCAUAGAGUACUUGAAAUCGGUUCAGGUUGGGGUAGUUUAGCCAUUGAGGCUGUCAAGAUGACUAAAUGUACUGUCGAUACUAUUACUUUAUCUUCUCAACAAAAAGCUUUGGCUGAAGAUAGGAUAAAGAAAGCUGGUUUGGCAGGUAGAGUUAGGGUAUGGCUGAUGGAUUAUCGAAAACUACCGGAAUCAUGGAAAGGUACAUUCGAUAGAGUUGUCUCCAUAGAAAUGCUAGAAGCAGUAGGAAAAGAAUUCAUUCCAGGCUAUUUCGGGGUAUUGAAUGAAAUGUUGAAUGAGAAAGGUGUAGCUUGUAUACAAGUUAUAACUAUACCCGAAUCGAGAUUCGAGAAAUAUCAACAAGAGGUUGAUUUCAUCAGAAAAUGGAUCUUCCCAGGUGGUUUCUUACCUACAGUCACAUAUGUAACUGAAUCAGCUACCAAAGGAUCUCAAAAUAGAUUAGUAUUAGAUAGUAUAUCCAAUAUAGGUCCUCACUACGCUAGAACACUGAGGGAAUGGAGACAUCGAUUCAUUGCUCAAUUCGAUGAUUCCGUUAUUCCAGCUUUAUUGACGGAACAUCCAAAGAUGGAUCAAGAUGCUAUUCAAGUAUUCAAGAGGAAAUGGAUAUAUUACUUUGUUUAUUGCGAAAUUGGAUUCUCAGAAAGGGUUUUAGGUGACCACAUCUUCACUUGGGUAAGGGAAGGUAAUGCGGAAUAUGGUUGUUCGACAUAUGAGUAG
Messenger RNA from Kwoniella shivajii, 1614 nucleotides. RefSeq lists its product as uncharacterized. The transcript has 8 exons. The record is from RefSeq and is a predicted model, not a curated record. Gene Ontology annotation, biological process: lipid biosynthetic process. The coding region runs from base 1 to 1614 and encodes 537 amino acids. NCBI's taxonomy places the organism in Eukaryota, Fungi, Basidiomycota, Tremellomycetes, Tremellales, Cryptococcaceae.